AUGAAGUCUUGGUCGUGGCCUGAGAUAAAGCAGCGGCUUCAAUGCCCCGUCGACGAGGAUGCAGAGUACGAGAACACAACCUGGUGCAACCGGGACCUGAUCCCCAUCCCACCAGAGCGGAGGACGUACGGAGUUUGGUCGUACUUCGGCUACUGGACUGUCUCUGGUGCAUGCAUCUCAGCAUGGUCGACGGGAAGCACGCUGCUCGCAUUCGGCUUAACUCCGCAGCAGGCGAUUGGGGUUAUUAUUCUCGGCUCCUUCUUGUGCGGCCUUCUCUCCGUCUUCUGUGGCUGGAUGGGCGAGGUCCAUCAUAUCGGUUUUACAGUCUCGAGUCGGUCUUCCUGGGGAAUGAGAGGGUCUUAUUUCCCCGUCAUCCUCCGAAGCUUCGUGGGGUGCAUGUGGUUCGGCAUGCAGGCGUUCUGGGGAGGUCAAGCAACGAGAGUCAUGAUCGGCGCCAUUAUCCCCGGCUUUGCCCACAUGGAAAACUACUUCGCGGCCAGCUCGCACCUGCAAACGAACGACUUCAUCGGCCUCGUUAUCUGGAUGGUGGGCUUCAUCCCCGCUGUCCUGAUCAAACCAGAGAAGUUACAGAUGCCCUUCUUCUUCUGCUUUGUCCUCUUCUGCGGGACUUGCUUCGGGAUGCUUAUUUGGGCCGUCUCCCAGGCCCACGGCGCCGGCGACCUCUUCCACGAACCCGGGACAGCCCCCAACACAGGCUGGGCAUUCAUGUUCGGAAUCACCGCAAUACUCGGCUCUUGGGGUAGCGGGACCCUAGGACAAUCCGACUGGGUGCGGUACUCGAAGCGGCGGUACGCACCGACAUUGUCGCAGCUCGUUGCCUGCCCGCUGACAAUCGCCAUCACGGCGACUAUUGGUAUUAUUGUCACCAGUGCGAGCAAUAAAGUUAUGGGUGGGGAUAUUCAAUGGAAUCCGAUCUAUCUUCUAGCGGAUGUACAGGAGUUUUAUGGCAGUUCACCGAGGGUCAGGGCUGGUGUGUUCUUUGCGAGCUUGGGGUGUGUGGCGAGUCAGUUUUCGAUCAGCGUUGUGCUCAACAGCGUUAGCACGGGGAUGGACCUCGCGGGUCUGUGGCCGAAAUACCUGAACAUAGUCCGCGGGAGCUAUAUCAUGGCAAUCAUCGGAAUCGCUACACAGCCGUGGCAGCUCAUCUCAACCGCCGACAAGUUCCUCUCCGUGCUUAGCGGCUUCGGUGUCUUUAUGGCCCCUGCAACCGGCCUUAUGCUAGCCGACUACCACGUCGUCCGCCGACACCGGCUAAAGCUCUCGGACCUAUACCGCGGCUCUCCAUCCAGCAUCUACUGGUUCCGGAGCGGCGUGAACUGGCGCGCCUUUGCCGCGUUUACUGUGGGCAUGUGGCCAUUACUGCCCGGCCUAGCAGCCAACGUGAACUCCUGGACCGAACCCAAAUGGACCGGCUGGCUACGCCUUUACAAUCUGACGUUUAUCGUCGGGCUGGCGAUUAGUUUCCUGGCGUUCUGGGGACUAAACAUUUUCUUCCCCGUGCCCGGGACCGAUAUUGACGGGCCGUUUAUUGUCGAUGGUCGCGAUCUUGUUAUCGAUGGGGUUGCUAGGACGUCAGGAUCGAGCGAGGGCGAUGCCCCUGGACCGGUCAAGAAUGAGCAUGGACGGGAGAGAAAGGGGGCGGUCCUGGAGGUCUCUGUUGUCUAA
Aspergillus mulundensis is the source of this 1686-nucleotide messenger RNA. RefSeq names its product nucleobase cation symporter-1 family protein. The record is from RefSeq and is a predicted model, not a curated record. Lineage: Eukaryota; Fungi; Ascomycota; Eurotiomycetes; Eurotiales; Aspergillaceae. Gene Ontology annotation, cellular component: plasma membrane. Gene Ontology annotation, molecular function: nucleobase transmembrane transporter activity. The coding region runs from base 1 to 1686 and encodes 561 amino acids. Gene Ontology annotation, biological process: nucleobase transport; transmembrane transport. The transcript has 11 exons.